Messenger RNA from Agelaius phoeniceus (red-winged blackbird), 8003 nucleotides. Lineage: Eukaryota; Metazoa; Chordata; Aves; Passeriformes; Icteridae. The record is from RefSeq and is a predicted model, not a curated record.
UUUCUAACAGGUGAUACACAGUUCUGUCCUAACAUACAGGAUCACUUGGAGAACACAAUCAGCUUAAGACGUACACAGCUGCCCAUUGAUCUAGGAGAAGCAUAAAGGAGACUUGCUUCACACUGAUCACUUUUUUAAUGCACAAGGCUUUAGAAAAUGCUCCUUUUUUCCCCCUGCAUCCAGUUGCAUGAAAUUCAGGAGACCAAUGUUCCAGCAGUAUUUUUACAAGUGUCUUAGCAGGAGUCAUCACUGAGCCCUAAUUGUGUUGAAUAAGCUGUGGAAAUAUAAAAUCACCUCUGAUGUAGCUGCGUGCUGUGUGGAAACGCGUGGGCUUGCCAGGAUUCCAGCACGGUUAAUCUUCCUGGGACCUCUUCCUCGAUCAGGCUUGUAACAUGACCACACAUACUCUAGUGCUGAUACAAGGAGUUUGCAGGAAUGUGUGGUUUGGGUAGAAUCAGGCUCAGGGAAUGGGCUGGGUUGCAAGGGACCCUAGAGAUCAUCUAGUUCCACCCCCCCUGCCAUGGACAUGGGUAGCAAGGGAAGUUGAGACUGUCCAUACUGUAAGUUUAGAUUUAUUUUGAAAGUAGUAAUCUCACAGAUUUUCUCUUCAAGUCUACUUUCAUGGAAACUUUUCUUGUUUCUGUAUAUUCUGUCUUCAAUGAACAUUAAAACUUUUACUGAACAGUCCUCUUGGUUACACUUCCAUCCUGCAUAUUACUUUGAGAUGAACAAUUCAAACCCAAAAAUUUUAUUUUUUGCUGAAACCUAGAAGUUCUUUAAGAAAUGGGAAAUUCAUCUAGUCUGAGUAGUGAGGAUCAAAUUACUCUUCUGUGGUAGAGUUUAAUGAUUUUGCCAUUCAGGUUAAGUGAAUGAAUUGUCCAUGGUAUAAGACUUGGGACAGCAAGCUAGAAGUGUCAUGAUACAGAGAACACCAUCUCAAAUAAAUGUGAGCUGUACAGACUUGAAAAGCAGAAAGAUAACUUUGUCAACAGCAAUCUAGUGACCAUAUGGCUGAUUGAUGAGAUGCUAAUGAUUCGCAAUAUGCAGAAGAAAUGCAAGUUUUAUGUGAUUAAUUUCUUACCACAGAUGGAUGAGGUAUGUCAGGACAUGACUGACUAAAGUUCCUGAGCCUAGACCAAUCACAAGAUGGUGCCUGGUUUGCCAUGAAAGGUUGUUAGACAACAAAGAUGAGAAAUGUUCAGGUAUAGCUUGGGAAGUGAUGGGGCUUAUGCCUGAACUCGGCAUAUAAUUUUAAUAAUGAUUAGUGCUUAAGUCUGUGCCUGAUGCUUGGUAUGAAAUAAUAAAAGAGAGCACAAACGCAAAAAUAAUAACCAAACAAGAUCUCAGUUGUUCAGCUCUUGAUGCUGAACUUUGUGGACACGACUGGACACUCCUUGAUCACUGACUGAUCCUGGCUUUUUCUCUGUUGCUAGAAUUCUACCCCCAAGUGAAGUGCUGAGCUGAGCUUUGGGAUCUGAGAGUGUGAAGAAGUCUGGUCCAAGAAAGAGGCAGGAUGAGAAACAAAUUCUGGAGAGAGCAUCAACUGAGUAGCUGCUCUCAGACCCCAUUAGUAGGCUGGAUUACCUGCAAGUGUCACAGGGGUAGAGGGAGGCCAAUUCAAAAGAUGAAUUGAUGUUGUCAAGUCCUAUGUUACAAGUAAUCCCCUUUUUUUCUAUCCCCCAUCUAGAAAUACUAAAAUGAAGGCUUUUCUACAGAAAUUUCUAUAAAAAUUUGGGCUUUGACCAGUACAGUUUCUAAGACAAGCCCUUUGUCUUCCCCAUAAGGGUAAAGCUGGUGUUCUCAACCCAGUGUGAGGGAUGUUGUCACUUCAUCUCUCAUAUAUACACAAACAAGCACUAGGUGCUGAAGAAAUAACAUGGCUUUUGUACUCAUUGCAUAUACAAUAGCUGUGUAACCCACUUUUUGAAAGGAAAAUUCUGUCAGGAGUGGCUGAUCUGUCUCUUUAGAAGAGCUGCCUGUGACAGUUUGAGAGUGAGAGUUAUGAUCUGGAGCUGAAGAAAAGCCUCUAAGAAUCAGAAGGUGAGGGUACUUGAUGUUACAGUAGUCUGCUUGAGAACUCCUCUGAGGAGUAUGUUGUUCCUGAGCCACAUUUAAAGGAUAGAGAUAGCUUCCACCACAUUUGACACAAAAAAGGUUUACUCUGAUCUUUUGUUCUUGGAUCAUGCUUGGGAGCCUUCAGCAUUCAGCCAGUCCAAUAUGAUUUGUGGUGAUCCAAGACAUUGUGGUCUGCCAGUUGCUCCUUGUUCCCUGUCCCUCUGCAGAGCACUGUUCCUGUAUCAUAUGCUACAGAAGGGAACUUAUGUUCAUCUACUACUUCAUCAAUUAUUGAUUAUGUACAUCACCUACUUCAUCAAUUUAAGGAGAGGUGCUCCAGCCCUCUGAUCACCUUGGUGACUGUCCUCUGGACUUGCUCCAGCAGCUGCCCAUCCUCCUUACUUUGGGAGCCCAGAUCCUAUGAGACUGUAGUGGAGGGACAGAGUCCCCUCCCUCAGCCUGCUGGCCACAGCUGACUUUGCUGCAGCCCAGACACAGUUGCCUUUCUGGUCUGUGAGUGGACAUGGCUGGGUCAUGUUGAACUUCUUGUCAACCAACAACCCCAAGUCCUUCUCAGGGCUGCUCUCAAUCUAUUCAUCUCCCUGCCUAUAUUUGUGCUUGGGAUUGCACCCAUGUGCAGGACCCUAACUUAGCUCAAACUUCAAAUUACUUGCUUUAGAUGAUCUGUGUUUAAGAUGGGAUGUGAACAAGCUUUCAUAGGAUCAAAUCCAGUGAUAUUUUUGCUAGGACACCUUUCCUACUGUAAAAUUUAAAACUUCAUUUUAGAGAACAGAAGGAAAACACUUGUUUCCCUCCCUCAUAAACACUUCUGGUCUUAGAUACUUUAUGUGAAGGCCAGAGAGAUGCAGAGGGGGAUGUUACUGCAAUGCUCAUCUGCAUUCCUCAGAAAGGCAAGGUAAAGGAAAAGAUUGGGACACUCAGCACUUGUUCACUUCUGAAUAGUGUGAAAACUGACCCCCUGAUGUCUUACAAGUUUGAAGACUUUUGAAGAUGUGUAAAUGUGGUGCUCAGGGAUGUGGUUUAGUGGUGGAAUUGGCAGUGCUGUGUUAAUGGCUGGACUCGAUGAUCUUAGAAGUGUUUUCCAACCUAAAUGAUUCUAUGAUUACUUCCAGGUAUACUAGAUGUUAGAAAGAAGAACUAUGGAAAUGUAACUAUUAAAUUGGGUGUGUCCCUUUAAAAGCUGGGAAGGACAACUGUAGAGGAUUUGUCUGAGAUGAUGCUACAGAUGCAUCUUUAACUGGUCAGCUAGUGGUAGGUAUCCACCCUACGUCAGCAUGAUGGGCAGCUUCCCUAUAAAGCAGUUACAAAGUCUGAGAAUACCUGGUGUUACCUGUAAUUACAUCCCAGAUAAAAGGAACAACCUGGGAAAUUCAUCUGCCUGUCGAUGUUAUGAAACAGCUGAAACUCACAAUGGAGACAAUAAUUAAUGUGAGUAUCAUUCCAAGUAAUUUUAGAUGGUAUUCUCAUCACCCAGUGACAUGUGAUGCUAAACCCUGCAACCUGAAGGAGAACAACAUGUGCAGCAUGUAGUCCUUUCCAAACUGAUGCUCCAUUUUGAUCAGUUCUCCGUCAAGCAGAAUGUAAAAAACUUCCCUUGGCAUGAGGGGGGAAAAAAUAUAAAGUGAAAAUCUGUGGGUAGGAAAGAACUGUUGGUAUGAACCGUGGUGUGCUUUAGAUCUCAGGAGUGGUCCCUUCUAGUUUAUGUAAGACAAGUGGAAAAUACUAUUGUGUCAGGUAACAUUUUUUGCCCACUCUGCUCUCCCUUUACCCGAAUGUAACCAACAGUGUCAUUGACAAAUCACAGAGAAAGUGUGUCUGUGGUCACUGACUGCAGCUUAAUGCCAGGAUGCCCAUGAAUACCAGGAACCUUUCCUGCUUCCUAAAUUUAAGAAGAUGCAGAUACUAUUUGCUAAGUGAACUCCUCCUCUUUCCUUGACUUUCCAUCCCUUCCCUCCCAGUCACACACUGUGCUGACCAAACCCAGCACAAGGAGAAUAGGUAUUGACACUACUCCUGAUGAAAAUUUCCAAAUUAAAUCUAUCAUUAAAAUGAAAAUAUGUGCUGUACUAGUGACAGAUGCAGCCCACUCUCAUUAAGUGGCUCACCUACACUCAAUGCUCUGUGUUUACACAGCCACACAAAGAGCUAUUAGCAGAACACCAUGCAGCUUUCAUGAUGUGGUAGUGCCUUGAACAAAUGCACUAGCUGAGAGCCCUGCCCCAUUCAGUGUAUAUGAGCAUGUUUCCAUAGAGGCUGCUUGCUUUUGGCUUUUCCUCUAAAAGGCAGUUGGAAAAAUUUGUGGGGAUAAAGAGGGUUUGAGUGAGAAAAAGUCCAUAGCACUGCUGGAAAAGUAUCCUCUUAUUUGGGCAUACAGUGGAAUUUGUAUGAAUGCAAGGAAUCUGUCCCAGGGACCUAAGAGCUUAUAGCAGCACAGAUAAAAACUUGCAUUUAAAACAUAAUAUCCACGACUCAAUGAGUAUAUAAGGAGCAAUGCAAUGCAGAAUAGGCAUUAAGAAUUCAUGUGACUACUGUGAAAUGUAGAAAAAUGUGAUUACAUGGUAACAAAUGAAAGAGAAAAAUAUGUAGCAAAGUAUUUCAAUUAAAAAAAACCCCAGUAUUUCAAUUCAAAAAAAAAACAGUAUUUCAAUUCAAAACUUUAUCUUAAGGACCAUCAGCAAGUGGACAACAUAUUAGGAAAUAAAUCUUACCUAGAUUAUAGGCUACUUCUCAAAGAAGGUCCCAAGUCUUCAGCAUGAACACAGGCUCAGUGACAGAGGAACAUUAGUUUUUUGUCACUAACAUGAUGCUGUUUUUAUAAAGGAUACCUAGAUGUUAAUACUAAAUUGUUAUAAUCUAUUUGAGAGAAUACAUCUCUUUCUAAUACAAAAUUAUUGUCUUGUUCUGUAGAGGAUAAAUUAAUGUGAGAGGAUAAACCCCUACUGGGUUUGCUGCUAUCAAGCUGUGCACUAUGAGCUUUUCCCAGAUAAUUUCUUCUUGUCCUUCCCUCAAGCAUUUCAUCAGUAGCUAUUGCCUUUGAAAGGACUAAAGCACACUGUACAUGUGAUGUUUCUAUUUUCUAAGUGUUAGACCAUGACAACACCACAAAGACGUGCACCUUACAUUAUGUCAAACUUUUCCUUCUGCUGUUCAAAAUGUAAAACCCCAGUAAAAGGAUUACGGGAUAGUCUAGUCUGAAAUACCACAGAAGAUAUCAGGUUUGAGCACGAAGAAUGAUUGCCUAGCUUUGUUGUAAUCUUUGGGAAGGUUUCAGUAGGAGUUCUAUAUUUAGGACUCACCUUAACCCUUAUACCAGACCUCCUGUAACAAUGCCUGGUUUUGAACAUAUUCAUUAGUAACUGGCCAAAACAAAUUUCCUACUUGCCACAUCAGUCCCAAAAGAGCAACGGGAAUUGAUGGAUUUGUGAUGCAUCAAAUAAUGAAGAGAAAGCCACCAGAAGAAAAUCUUGGCCUUCCUAACCUCCCUGCAUGCUGGGCAGACUCCAGGGAAGAGAAAAAUGCAGCAAACGGAACAGGACUGAAGGGCACUGGCCUCCCAGACUCUUUCCUUCUCCAAGUGACUCAGAUGUUUUAGAUAUGUGAAAAGUGUCUUGGCUGCAAAGUGCAAGUGUUUCAGAGCCCCUCUGUGUCCCCACUAACAACAGUUGCUGAGAUCAGUUUCUUCCUCCUAAUUUUUGCUGCAACCUCCUGCCUCCCCUCAUCUUAAACUCAGACCCUGCCUCUGCUCUCAAAGUAGUCAAGUGUCCAUCCUGAAUUAGGUUUGUUGUAAACAAUGAAGCAGUGGGAGGAUUUUCCUUAAUUGUCCUUGUUAAAAUUCAUAUGGUACUUAAUUAAAGUAUGAUACUUAAUUAAGUAUGAUACUUAAUUAAAAGCUUGCCUAUCUGAAACCAUUGAGGAAACAAGACAAAAACAAUCCUUCCAGAAAUAUGUCCAGAUGCAAAGCAAGGAGAGGACUACACAGGGAUCUGGUUUUUGCCUGACCUCUGCCACUGAUUCACUUCAAUAAUUUCUGCAAGUCAUUUACUGUGCAUCAAUGUGCUUAUUGAUGGAGGAAAAACAAUGUUUAUUUCCUUUCACAGAGUUGUCCUGAGUCUGACUAACCACCCUUUGUGCAAAUCUUUGGAUGAAAGAAAUCAUUGGAGUUCUAAGCUCUUAAUAUAUGUUACUUAGUGUACUUUAAAACCGUCAUCACACUAGGUAGGAAUUAACAUUCCAAAGCCCAUAGGGUGGAUACCUUUUCCUAUAUAUAUAUAAAAGUCAUCAAGGGACCUGCCUCAAAGGAAGGACAACUGAAUACAGGUCACCUGGGACAGCUGAGGAGAGCCAUCACCAUGAUCCCUGCACUGCUGUUGCUGGGUCUUUCAGCCCUUGUUGCUCCAUCCCUGAGUUACAGUUGCUAUGGCGAUAUAAGUGCUCUUCAAGCCCCUACGAUCUCCUGUACACCUGUAAGAGCCUCUGACUGUGCAGGAUAUGCCAUGAUACGGAGGACGGCUGAGGCAGACCUGCCACGCCUGAGGAGAUACGAGAUCCCAAUUAAGAGAGUAGCCAGCAACCUCUGCUUGGACCCAGCGCUCAUCGGUGCCAUCAUGUCCCAGGAGAGCCGUGUGGGCCUGCUCCUGGACAACGGCUGGGACCGGGCACGGCAGAAGUACGGCCUGAUGCAGAUCAGCAGGCAGCAAGUGCAACCUUCUGUGACGUGGGAUAGUGAAGAACACAUAAAUCAGUGCUCAAAUAUCCUGGUUCUUUCCAUUAAUGAAGUACGGGCAAGACAUCCUACCUGGUCCUGGGACCGACAGCUGAGAGGGGGAAUCUGCACCUACCAUGCAAAAAUGGGCAACGUCCAGGUCUACGAGGCAGACCCAUGCAGCAAUGACUACAACUACGUCAACAGCGUGAUUAGGAGAGCCCAGUACUUUAAGAGAAAUGGGUUCUAGGUCUUAAACCCACCCCACCACGGAGCCUCCCCUCUGCAGACUGACCCAGCAGUGAUGUAGUAACCCACUACAGCCCAGUGCUGUAGUACCCAGAGCAGUUCCUCAGGUCUCCUGGCAGGACCGAUGCUGGUGGCAUUGCCAAUGCCACCUUGCUCACUCCAGCAAAUCCCAGCCCCCUGCUCACUGAUGGGCAAGCUCAGCACUGACUUCCAGGAGAUCCCCAGGGAUGAGAUCCCACAAGCUCAGGGCCUUUGAAAGACAGAUGGGGACACACCAGCAAUGUUUAAAUUUUGAGUGAGGAAGGUGACUCUUCCUGUUCAAAGUUGCACCCCAGGGCUGUUUGUGCAUCUCCCAGACAUGGACACAAACAGCUCUCCCUGGGCAUCAGCUGUGCUCUUCCCAUUUGCAUCCACCCUCUUUCCUCUCCAUGGCCAAUGCAGGGCAUGAAUACCCUGUGUUCCUUGCCUUGGUGCUGCUGGCUAAGGAGCAAUGAAGAGACUUAGUGGUCUCUGCAGUAGCUGAGUGUUGCUGUAGCCAGCCUUCAGGGGAACAAUACUAAAUAUGCUUUGCUUGGUCUCCUAAGUCCAUGGCCAUGGUGCAGCUGGGGACCUCAUCAGGGCAUCUGUAUGGAAAAUACCACAAAUGGCAGAGCAGGCAAAAUGCCUUUCCAUCAGUGAGCAGCCCUUGGAGCAGGAGUCAGCCCCAUACGUACCCACGCUGGGAGCCGUAUCACAGCAAUAGUUUUGGUAAAAAAACCCACAACCUUUCCUGUUUUAACUUUGGCACAUAUAUGCUGAGUUUCCUCCAAAUUUAAAAACAUUUCAGCAUCUGUCCCUGUGCUAGAAAUCCCAGUUUCUAAUAGAAGUGAAUGAGCUCUGGUCUGUUUGAAAGUGGAUGGGUCUCUUGGUGCCAAUUUAUUAAUUAGAUAACAAUAAUGAGAAUAAGAUAGAAAUAAAGAUAAAUGUUAAAUCCCAA